Messenger RNA from Porites lobata, 803 nucleotides. NCBI's taxonomy places the organism in Eukaryota, Metazoa, Cnidaria, Anthozoa, Scleractinia, Poritidae. The record is from the annotation of a GenBank genome assembly.
ACAGUGCGCGCUACAACAGUGUCUAUCGUAACAAUCAAACACAGAACAGUGCGCGCUACAACAGUGUCUAUCGUAACAAUCAAACACAGAACAGUGCGCGCUACAACAGUGUCUAUCGUAACAAUCAAACACAGAACAGUGUGCGCUACAACAGUGUCUAUCAUAACAAUCAAACACAGAACAGAGUGCGCUACAACAGUGUCUAUCGUAACAAUCAAAAACAAAACAGUGUGCUUUACAACAGUGUCUAUUGUAACAAUCAAACACAAAACAGUGCGCGCUACAACAGUGUCUAUCGUAACAAUCAAACACAGAACAGUGCGCGCUACAACAGUGUCUAUCAUAACAAUCAAAACACAGACCAGUGCGCGCUACAACAGUGUCUAUCGUAACAAUCAAACACAGAACAGUGCGCGCUACAACAGUGUCUAUCAUAACAAUCAAAACACAGACCAGUGCGCGCUACAACAGUGUCUAUCAUAACAAUCUAACACAGGACAGUGCCCUCUAUGACAGUGUCUAUCCUAACAAUCAAACACAGGACAGUGUCCGCUAUGACCAGUUCUAUGGUACGAAUGAAACACAGGACAGUGCACGUUAUGAAAAGGUCUAUCGUAGGAAUCAAACACAGAAAAGUACUCGCCUUGAGAAGGUCUGUUAUAAUAAUGAGGCAGAGAAAAAAGCGCUAUCAUAAGGUUUGUCGUAAGAAUCAAGCACAAAACGGUGCCCUCUAUGGCAGUGUCUAUCUUAACAGUCAAACACAGGACAGUCUCCGCUAUGACCAGUUAUAUUGUAACAAUUAA